Messenger RNA from Budorcas taxicolor (takin), 1053 nucleotides. RefSeq names its product transmembrane protein 144 (gene TMEM144). Gene Ontology annotation, biological process: carbohydrate transmembrane transport. Gene Ontology annotation, cellular component: membrane. Lineage: Eukaryota; Metazoa; Chordata; Mammalia; Artiodactyla; Bovidae. The coding region runs from base 1 to 1053 and encodes 350 amino acids. The transcript has 11 exons. The record is from RefSeq and is a predicted model, not a curated record. Gene Ontology annotation, molecular function: carbohydrate transmembrane transporter activity.
AUGAACAGUAAUGCGACAGACCUCACCACUGGUUUCAUCGCUUCUAUUGUAGCCAUCCUUUUAUUUGGCUCAAACUUUGUACCUCUUAAAAAAUAUGAGACUGGAGAUGGAAUGUUUCUCCAGUGGGUACUUUGUGCUGCCAUAUGGUUGGUUGCCUUGGUGGUAAAUCUGAUACUACAUUGCCCUAAAUUUUGGCCUUUUGCAAUGGUUGGGGGCUGCAUUUGGGCAACAGGUAACAUAGCUGUUGUCCCAAUUAUCAAAACCAUUGGUUUGGGCCUUGGAAUCUUAAUCUGGGGAUCAUUUAAUGCCUUAACUGGAUGGGCAAGCUCAAGGUUUGGCUGGUUUGGAAUGAACGCAGAAGAAGUGGCAAAACCACUGCUCAAUUAUAUUGGAGCUGGGCUGUCUGUAGUAAGUGCUUUCAUAUUUUUGUUCAUCAAAAGUGAAAUACCAAAUAACACAUAUUCCGUGGACACCACACCACUGAUAUCAGAGCAUGUGAUUAACAAAACUCAAGAUCCUGAUCCUGAUCCUGACUGUUCCUGGGUGGAUAAACUUUCUACCACACAAAGCCGCUUAGUGGGCUGCAGUCUCGCAGUGAUAUCUGGAAUUCUCUAUGGAUCUACAUUUGUGCCCAUCAUUUACAUCAAGGACCACAGCAAAAGAAAUGAUAGUAUAUAUGCAGGGGCAAGCCAGAAUGAUUUAGACUACAUUUUUGCACACUUCAGUGGCAUCUUCCUCACAAGUACAGUCUACUUUCUGGCCUACUGUGUAGCCAUGAAAAAUAAUCCUAAACUACAUCCUGAAGCAGUCUUGCCAGGGUUCCUGUCCGGAGUCCUCUGGGCGAUCGCCACCUGCUGUUGGUUCAUAGCGAACCACUCUCUCAGUGCUGUGGUCAGUUUUCCAAUCAUCACUGCCGGUCCAGGAUUUAUAGCUACAAUGUGGGGUGUCUUCAUGUUUAAGGAAAUACAGGGUCGAAAAAACUACCUGCUGAUGAUGCUUGCAUUUUGCAUCAUCUUGACUGGAGCCUUAUGCACAGCUUUUUCUAAAAUUUGA